Periconia digitata is the source of this 4785-nucleotide messenger RNA. The record is from the annotation of a GenBank genome assembly. Lineage: Eukaryota; Fungi; Ascomycota; Dothideomycetes; Pleosporales; Periconiaceae.
UCGUUCAUUCGGUAUCAUUCAAUCAUGGAAACUGCCACACUACGCGAACUUGGAAGAGAUGUGUUGCUACAGUUUGGGACGGCUUUCCUAGCGCUUUCCACCGAAACGAAUCGACAACCCGAUGUCGGUAGCGAAGACACAUUCGAGAACAGUCGCGAAAAUUUCAAUGCAGAGCAAGAAAGAUUUCAGUUGUGGGCAGCCAAUCUAGGUUUACAAGCUUCAGGUGAUCGUUCACUCGAUUACCGAGUUCAAGAUAGCCCGAGCGUCAAGUCUUACACGCGACAGCUUCUUGAAGAACUUAUUGAUGACCUUAAGGACUUACCCAAGCUUUUAAGGGAUGGACCUAGUGAGGCGGCUGCAGAUCAGUGGAGUGAAGAAGAUGAUGAUGAGGCAGAGCAAGAUGACGAAGAGGAAGGAAAGGAAGAGACACAAACGACCUCCGACCAAAUUCUGCCCGGAAGUCCUGCGGACGAAGACGAUCCUGAAGAUGACUCAUCGGAGGCUGGAAGCGAAGAAGCUGAGUACGUUGAACUUGGAAGUACUGCAGAGGCCGUUCAAUCAACGAUAGAGGAUAUUUCCGAUAUCAUCGACCGCCUUUAUCGACUCGCUUCAAAGCUCCGAAAUUCGGCUACAAGAGCUCCUCCUUCAGCGCGUAACUUCUAUAGAGAACCUCUGAUGAAUGCUCAAGGGGAGGAGAUACAACUGACGCAAAGUGAGCGAAAGGCGGCAAAAGAACAAACUGAGCAAUUCCAUCAGCAGCGCAUCGAGGAAAUUGUUCUUCAAACACUGCGCGACGAAAGAGACGAGCCAUAUACCAAAACAUAUUGCACUCCAUAUCUGAGCCCGCGUACAACAGCAGUGAUCCGUCGCAUAUCGGUGGCGAACGCGUACCGACAGCAGCAGUUCGCAUUCUGGAGAUCAAGGGAAUGGGAUCGAAGGCAUGCGGUAAAAUAUCAAGCCGCCGACAUCGCUAAACCUCUCUUAAAGGCGGAAGGGCCUCAAAGUGACAAUCAGGAGGCACAGCGUGGAUUAGAUGGAUUGCUGAACAGACAACCAUUUCCAACUGCACGCAGUGAAAACCAGAACCCCUUCUCCGAAGCACCGUCAGCGACUUGGAAGAUGUUGAAAGAACCUACACUUUCUGAACUUGAUGAUACUCGGUCCUUGACGUCCAAAACUGAAUACACAUCCUCGCCGACGAUUUACGAGCCUAGCGGUAGGAAAGUAGGAUGGCCUACCUUUCCAAAAGAGCUUGGGAAGAAGAAAGAUUUCAUCUGUCCUUAUUGUUUUGUGACAUGCCCAGCAAAUUAUAGGGGCAAGGGUCACUGGAGAGCUCAUUUGAUCCAAGACCUUCAGCCCUACACGUGUACGGCUGAGAAGUGCGAUGAGGGCGAUAGCAAGCCGCUCAAUACGUGGGACGAAUGGAUUGUUCACGAGCAAGUCCAUCACCGAAUGGAGUAUACUUGCCGGUACCAUCCGGAGUCAGCUUUCUCAAGUAGAGAUCAAUAUUUAGAACAUGUUGGACAAGAACAUCCGCAUCAACAGAACGAAUUGUUAGACCCUGACCAUAUCAACGCAAACGCUCAGCUUACACCAAAACCUCGCGAUGGGUGCCCGAUUUGCUCAUAUCAACCGGAAACUUGGCAAGACAUGGAUAAGCACUUGGCCUAUCAUCUAGAGAAUCUGGCCCUUCUUAGUCUUCCACUGGCAACUGGACUCGAGAGAGAAGAUGCAAAUAUGGGAUCCCUUCAGCAGGAAGGUGGUGAAGACGAUGCCAUGGGGCUUCUUGAUGGCGAUGCAGCAGGAGCUCUUUCUAGUCUUUUCGAAACUAUCCCUGCGCCAUUAGCUGAGGAUGGCACUUCGUUAGAGCAAGGUGAAGUGCUCACAGAAGAGGCUUUGUCCAAGCAUUUGGAAAAUGAGAUGUCGGAUGGACCGCCCCCUAACAUGUUGCAAGAUGAACAUGCACCCGAAGAUCUUGAAAGAACAGAUUACGAGACAGGGGUGGGACUUUACGAAGCGAUGGCUUUCUGGGAUCUGCAACACAUCGACCAUCUUUUUCCUAAGGCCAGUCAAACCCUGAAAGACCGCCUUGCACGAGCCAACACCGACCGAAGACGACGCAUGGAUAUGUUACAGCUCCGAAAGACGACGAAACCCUCCAGUUCCCGAGAAAAUGAGAAGAAUGAAAUCCUCUCCCGCGCACUGCAAAAAGCGAACACUGCAGUUUUGCUGGACAACGCGGAAAACUUUCAGGGUGCUAUAGAAGCGUAUAGCGACUCUUGUGAAUUAUUGCAACAGGUCAGUUUCAAAAGUAAUGUAGAUGCGGAUAAGAAAAAAGUAGAAUCUAUUCGCUUAACAUACCUGAACCGGAUCGAGGAGCUCAAGCAUUCACAGUCUUCCAAUUUAGAUGAUGCAAAUCCGAAUAGCACCAAAUAUUCCAUUAAAGAGAUGCCAGAUCACCACCCGAUACCCAGCGGAAGCCCUCUGGUGCCGACAGUACUGGAAUCAGACCAUCUCAGUAUCAACAUGCUUGCAACAGAGCUCAUGGAAAAUGCUGGAGAGGAAAUCAAACAGCAGUAUAUGCAGGAAGUAGACCAAUGGCCUGAGGAGAAAAAACUGGAGUUGAAAAGACAGGGCAUCCAUCCGAGCUUUGUCAGAUAUCGAAUGCAAGCCGAGAAGAUGAUCGAGAGUGGAAAAAUUACGAAGCAUCAAUUGCAAUUCCUGGAAAAUUCAAGAAUUGAGAGUUUGAACCAAUCAAUGGCUUAUGAGUUGUUCGUUGUUCGGUUUAAUCAGCUACGUGUUCUGUCUAUCCACUGCCCCAUAUGCAAUUUGGAAGCAGACUAUCUCUCUCCAUAUCAUAUUGAGCAAGACGUCCCACCAUAUGUUUGUCUAUACGAAAAUUGCAGUUCAGGCGAUAUGCUGUAUAGCCAAGCUUCAUCACUCCAAACCCACAUGUCCAGCCAUUUAGUCCCUCUUGAGGGCGAGGAUAUGACAUGUCCCUUGUGUUUGGAGGCCUCAUUUGACAUAAGUCACAUAGUUGUGUGCUUACAACGCGCUGCUUCUUUUGUGCUUCCACGGAAUCUUUCUACACAACCGGAUACGUCAUCUGAUUUUUCUGGGAGUGCGAAGAGUGAUUGGGAUAUAGAAGAAGCCGACGACAAAGCUACGGAGAAAGAGCUCCCCAAGCCGCUGCCAGAAAAUGACUGGGACUUACACGAAGAAACCAACUUCGACCAAAUGCUGACCCCUCAUGUGGUCGAUGAUGCAAAUCUGCCUGCUGUUGGUUCACAUCCAAACUCUGAAGCAGACCCAGGCUUCGACUUCACUAGCUUGAAAACAGAACUUCGGCGCAUCGAAGAUGAGCGUCUUGGAGUAAGAAAACACAGAAGUUCUUCAUAUCCCUCAACCGAAGAUCUUCCCGGUUUCUACGAGUCCAAAGAAGAAAAAGUGCCCGAUAUCUCACAGACCAAUUCCUCGAAUUCCACUACCGAGGAAGAAGUCGGGAAAGAGCAGGAGCGAGACGAGAGUGUCGACCCCCCGGAUACAGCUCGAAAAGGUUCAUUACAGGAUAGCGAUCUAGUCUUACCUGUGACUGAUCCAGAAUCUCUUCCUGGCAUUGCUGAAAGAUACGAUACUACAGAGCCCUCCGCUGUCACAGGGGACGAUGAUGUCUUAAGCAUCGCCUUGCGUAUCGACACUUCCUAUGACCCCGAUGAGACUAUACUCCGUCCCGAGAUCAAAACACAGACAAACGAAGAAAAGGUGAUGGACAAAAACAUGAUAUUCGAACCCUCAGUUGAAAGAUCGUAUGAAGAAGCGGAUAGCCCGAGAUCAUAUGACGAAGCUGAUAGCCCAAGAUCAGUAAUUGAACGAGAAAUUGGAAAAGUUACCGAGUCCAUUCAGGAAGCUUCGAGUUUCCCAAAGUCAGAAUGGAUGCCAACUGGGAACUGGCCCGGAGAUGAUACAUCUCCAAACGUCGAGAGCAGUCAAGCCGGUGGUGGUGCUCAUUCUAGCAUGCCUGAAAACACGAGCUCUGCAUUGGGUAUCGACGCAGCGGUGACUGUCAGAGGCGAUGCGGAGAGACAGUCAGUGCAUCAUACCGAUAUGAACCCACCUGCGUUGGAUCCAGCUUCCGAGUCGGAUAUAGAGAGACGCGAACAAGAACUUCAUCAGCAAGAAGACUGGCCAGAUCCGGUCGACCCUGAUGCUUUAUAUUGGUUCGAAAAUCCAGGACCAAUCGAAAGCCAACCAUCACCCCAGAACCAAAGUAUACAACAAGAUCGGCUGCGUCGUGCCCGGCUGCAACCAGAUGAGAUGCUAUCCCGAGAUCAACAUACACGAAAAGAGCGGCUGCAUCAAGCCCUAAUGCCACGCAAAGAAUCUAAAGCUGAAGAUCUAUUCAAACGAUUGAGAUCACGCGUUGAUCACACACCUAAUGACCCUACCCAAUCCACUAAAGAUAGUGGCAAGGAAACAGAUUCAUUCGUUCAAUCCGCGGAACAGGCGAUACUUGAGCCCAAACGCCCUCUGGGUCCUCGGACAACUACAAGGCAGGAGCAAAUGCAUUCGACUAGAUCCUCUGGCACCAAGCCUCAGAUUAUUUCUGGCAGUGGUAAUGUAUUGACAAAGAUUCAAGAAGACGGAAAAGAAGCUCCAAAGCUUCCGUUGUAUGGCGAUAUCGAUGUGGGCAUUCCGAAUCUUCGGGAAGCGGAUGAGGAGAAAGAUAAGUAUCGGAGAAGGUGGGCGGAGGAUGAAGAAGAAAAAAAUUCUGGCUAUUACGAUUAG